Messenger RNA from Oryzias latipes (Japanese medaka), 8202 nucleotides. It is a transcript of the gene atrn, whose product is annotated as attractin. The record is from RefSeq and is a predicted model, not a curated record. NCBI's taxonomy places the organism in Eukaryota, Metazoa, Chordata, Actinopteri, Beloniformes, Adrianichthyidae. Gene Ontology annotation, cellular component: Golgi apparatus. Gene Ontology annotation, molecular function: protein binding.
UUAAAAGCAGAAGUGACAAUAAAAUCAAUCAAUUCAACUCCAGGAAGGAAGGAAACAAAAAAAGUCAGAAAUGUAGUCUUUUAGAGGGCGGGGCCUUGACCUUUGUUUUCAAAAUAAUGUUGGCUUAAAGUCCAGCGCGCGUGCUCCCGGAACGUUGCGCAUUUCCGUCCCUAUGACGUCACUUCUGGAUGUCAAUAUGCGGCUCGGUGCGGCGCUCGGGAGCGGGGGCUCUGGAAGCAUGUAAACCAGCUCCCCGGCACAGACCGCAUCCUCCGUACUCACCGCAGCUCGCGUCCCGGGACGCCGUGCCUCCGUGCCGAUAGCAGCAGCCCUGCUCAGCAGCGGCUCGCGGGGUUGUUAUCCCUGAAGCGACGAAGCAACUGCCUCGAGCAGCCAUUUUUUUCCGAGAGAAUGCACGGAGCGCCGCGGUGGGCCUGCUGCUCGGGCAGCUGGCUGAUGCUCUCCACCGGGAUCCUGCUCUCAGCCGCCGUGCUGUUCUUCGGGCUGCCGGGCUCCGCCGAGGCGAAGGAAUGCGACAAACCCUGCAUGAACGGACAGUGCAACGCCGCGACGGGCAGCUGUGCGUGCCUCCCCGGCUGGGUUGGGGACCAAUGCCAGCACUGCGGAGGGCGCUUCAGGCUGACGGGACUCUCUGGGUAUUUGACUGAUGGUCCUGGAAACUAUAAGUACAAGACAAAGUGCACCUGGCUGAUAGAGGGGCAACCCAACACCAUUCUGCGAUUGCGGUUUAACCAUUUUGCCACUGAAUGCAGCUGGGACCACCUCUAUGUGUACGACGGGGACUCCAUUUAUGCCCCUCUACUUGCUGCUUUCAGUGGUCUGAUUGUUCCUGAACGAUACGGCAAUGAGACGGUUCCUGAGGUGGUGUCCCAGUCGGGCUUCGCUCUGCUGCACUUCUUCAGCGAUGCUGCCUACAACCUGACCGGCUUCAACAUUUCCUACAGGGUCAACGCUUGUCCCAACAACUGUUCGGGGCGUGGAGAGUGUCGCCUUGGGAACUCGACGGCGUCAGUUUACUGCGAGUGCGAAGCCAACUGGAAGGGGGACGCCUGCGACGUUCCGUACUGCCAAGACAGCUGUGGCUACCCGGACAGAGGCCACUGCCAGGGCCAGGCCUGUGUUUGCGAGGCGGGAUGGCAAGGUCCUGAAUGCUCCGUUCCUCUUCCUGCCAAUUCCUCCUUCUGGAACCGGGUGGACUACCCUGAAGGCGGCCUGGCCAGGGCUUCCCACAAGGCCGUGGUGGAGCAGGGCCUCAUGUGGGUUAUCGGAGGCUACGUCUUCAACGCCUCCGACUAUCAAAUGGUCAAAGCGUAUAACCUCAGCAGCAGGACGUGGCUGACCCUCGACCCCUCUGUCAACACCGUUACGCCCCGAUAUGGCCACUCGCUGGCGUUGCACGAGGGAAAAAUCUACAUGUAUGGAGGAAAGAUUGACUCCACAGGGAAUGUGUCCAGCCAGCUCUGGGUCUUUCACGUCCAGAACCAAACCUGGGUCCUGCUUAAUCCUCAAGCCAAAGAGCAGUACGCUGUGGUUGGACACUCUGCCCAUAUCGUGCCCCCCGCCCAGGAAGGGGGCAGUCACGUCAUGCUGGUUCUGUUCGGACACUGUCCUGUGUAUGGUUACAUCAGCCAUGUGCAGGAGUAUGACAUCAACAGGAACUCGUGGAGCCUUGUGACCACAGAGGGCGCUCUGGUCCAAGGCGGUUAUGGCCACAGCAGCGUGUUUGACCCCAGCACCAGAGCCAUCUACAUCCAUGGAGGCUACAAGGCCUUCAGUGCCACUAAGUACGGUCUGGCAGGAGACUUGUACAAGCUCGACGUGGACAAAAAGAAAUGGACCAUCCUGAGAGACAGCGGCUUCUUCCGCUAUCUUCACACGGCAGUGAUCGUUAGCGGGACCAUGCUGGUGUUUGGAGGAAACACGCAUAACGACACAUCCAUGAGCCACGGCGCCAAGUGCUUCUCAUCGGACUUCCUGGCCUACAGUUUAGCUUGUGAUGAGUGGGCCGUUUUGCCUCGACCGGACCUCUACCAUGACGUCAACCGCUUCGGACACUCUGCAGUGUUUACUGAUGGAGUCAUGUACGUGUUUGGAGGCUUUAACAGCCUCCUCCUCAAUGACGUUCUGAUGUACACCUCACCCAGCUGUUCCGCCUUCUCCAGCGCCGUGACCUGCGCCCAGGCCGGGCCUGGGAUCCACUGCGUCUGGAACGACCCCCAGAAGGCCUGCCUGCCUUGGGAGGGCAGCCCUGCCGGUCCCAGUCAGCAACAGCUGCCGUCAUUCUGCAACAUCAAGUCCUAUGCUGAUAACGAGCGCUGUGAUCAAUACACUGACUGCUACAGCUGCACCGCCAACACCAACGUCUGCCAGUGGUGCUCCGGCAAGUGCCUCUCCAUGGGGAGCAACUGCACUUCUGCCACGGGCUCCAUAGUAGAAUAUGACGUCUGCCCCAAGGACAGUCCCUUAUAUGUGUGCCAGAAGAAAACCAGCUGCAAGAGCUGUUCCGUCGACCAAAACUGUCAGUGGGAUAUUCGCAACCAGAACUGUGUGCAGCUGCCAGUUCUUUCUCUUCCAGAAAAUGUGUGUGGAGAAAACUGGCACCUGGUCGGCAACUCCUGUCUGAAGUUUAUCACAGCGAAGGACACGUAUGACAACGCCAAACUGGCGUGCAGGAGCCACAACGCCCUGCUGGCUUCGCUCACCACACAGAAGAAGGUGGACUUUGUGUUGAAGGAGCUGCAGAGCAUGAGCCUGGUGUACACGCCGUGGGUGGGACUGAGGAAAAUCAACGUGUCCUAUUGGUGCUGGGAGGACAUGUCGCCCUUCACCAACACCAUCUUGCAGUGGCUGCCUGGCGAGCCGAGCGAUGCGGGAUUCUGCGGGUACCUGGCAGAGCCAGCACCCAGCGGGCUGAAGGCGCAGACCUGCAUCAACCCCGUGAACGGCAGCUUGUGUGAACGGCCAGCCAACCACAGUGCCAAACAGUGCCGGACCCCGUGUGCCAUGAGAAGCACCUGCAGCGAGUGCACCAGCAGCAGCUCCGAGUGCAUGUGGUGCAGCAACAUGAAGCAGUGCGUCGACUCCAACGCCUAUGUGGCCUCCUUCCCCUUCGGCCAGUGUAUGGAGUGGUACACGCUGAGCACUUGUCCACCGGAAAACUGUUCGGGGUACAGAACAUGUGGGCAGUGUUUGGACCAGCCGGGCUGCGGCUGGUGCACCGACCCCAGCAACACAGGCAAAGGCCAGUGCAUCGAAGGUUCUUACCGCGGGCCCUUCCAGACCGCCGUCCCGGCCCCCUCCACCCAGCCAGGCCUACCCGCCAGCCCCCAUCCAGCUCUCAACUCCAGCAUGUGUCCGAGCGAGGCCAAAUACGACUGGUCCUUCAUCCACUGUCCAGCGUGUCAGUGUAAUGGCCACAGUCAGUGCGUCAACGAGAGCGUCUGUGAGAAGUGCGAGGACCUGACCACCGGCCGACAGUGCGAGAGCUGCGUCUCUGGAUACUACGGAGACCCAACCAACGGCGGCAGCUGCCAGCCCUGCAAGUGUAAUGGCCACGCCAGCAUGUGCAACCCCAACAAUGGCAAAUGUUUCUGCACCACCAAGGGUAUCAAAGGAGACCGAUGCCACCUGUGUGAAGUGGAGAGUCGUUACCAAGGCAACCCCCUCAAAGGGACCUGCUACUACACGCUCCUCAUCGACUACCAGUUCACCUUCAGCCUGUCGCAGGAGGAUGACCGCUACUACACAGCCAUUAACUUUGUGGCCACACCUGAAGAGGCAAACCGGGAUCUAGACAUGUUCAUCAAUGCCUCCAAGAACUUCAACCUGAACAUCACCUGGGCAACGAGCUUUACUGGCACGCAGGCCGGAGAGGAGAUUCCCAUCGUGUCGCGGAGCAACAUCAAGGAGUUCAAAGACAGCUUCUCCAACGAGAACUUUGACUUCCGCAACAACCCAAACAUCACCUUCUUCGUUUAUGUCAGCAACUUCACCUGGCCCAUCAAGAUCCAGAUUGCCUUCUCCCAGCACAGUAACUUCAUGGAUCUGGUGCAGUUCUUUGUCACAUUCUUCAGCUGCUUCCUGUCUCUGCUGCUGGUGGCCGCUGUGGUUUGGAAGAUCAAGCAGAGCUGCUGGGCCUCACGACGCCGAGAGCAACUGUUGAGGGAGAUGCAGCAGAUGGCCAGCCGGCCUUUUGCCACCAUCAAUGUGGCUUUAGAGACGGACGAAGAGCCGCCUGACCUGAUCGGAGGAAACGUCAAGUCUGUCCCAAAACCCAUUGCCCUUGAGCCAUGCUUUGGCAACAAAGCGGCGGUGCUCUCCAUCUUCGUUCGGUUACCCAGAGGCUCGGGGGGCAUCCCUCCUCCAGGACAGUCUGGUCUGGCGGUGGCCAGCGCCCUGGUGGACGUCUCUCAGCAGAUGUGCGUCAACUUCAAGGAGAAGCCUGGAGGUCUGAGGAGCCGCAAGCAGCAGCCGGCUGCUCAGCCGUCCACCUGCAUCUGAGCAGUGCCUCCCGACACCCCAACACCCGAAGCUCUGUCACCCCUCUCCCCUUGGCCCCCUCCUUUAAAGACUUCUGCCUGCCUAAUGCCGGCAGGGAGAGGUGCAUGCUGGGAUGUAGGACUGGAAAAUUCAUGUAGUGGACUGAAUCCUCAGCAAACUUUCUCUCCUCGCACUGCGGCUUGAGGGGGGGGCACUCAAAUUGAUGUGGAAAGAGGAGGAAGAGGAAGGGGGAGGAAACAGGAGGAGCUGCCUCCUUCCUUCCACCUUGAACAUGUUUUACAUUUGUCGGCGCCGCCUCGUUGGAGCCGAGGCGGCCGCGGCUCGCUGCUAGAGAGAUCCACGAGACUCUGCAACCUCCUAUUUAAGUUAUUGUGGUUCGUUUUGUAUUUGAAGGACGGAGCAAACUGGACGCGCUCAGCUGCACACACUUCCAGAAGGAAACCUUCCAGGCUCCUGUAUCCAUUUGUAGCCCGCUUCCACCUGCUGUCAUGUUCACGGCUCACUGCAGAGGAAUGCUGGGAAGUCGGGUCUGGGAGCGCUGUUAAAGUUUACCCCUCCAGCCGUCGUCUCCCACCUCUGCCAGGCUGCUCAGCCCCCUAACCCCCCAGCCUUUGUGAGGCUGCAGCGGAGCACAAAGCAUCCGGGUUUCCUGCGUGCAGGUUUCCACACACAGUGAGUGACUGGGCUGGCUCUGGGAGGCAUCCCUGGGUUUUUGACGCCUAGAUUGUUCAGGUCUCCGUUCCGAGUUCCGGUUCAGGAAUCCAUCACUACUGAUCCCACUUCCUCUCAUGAAGUAUCGCUGGGAAUCUGAUCCUCCUGCUCCCUCCCUCCCCCUCCUCGGCUCCGUGCAGCCGGACGCUCAUCCCGUUUGCGCAGACUUAGCCAUGCAGUCACAGCAGAGCUGCAGCAUUUAAAGGCCGACCCGUCAAUAUCAGAGGUCGACGGCGAGGAGCCGCAAUCAGACCUUCAUCGACUGUUUGCUUUGCAGCACUGAGGAGGGGCUUUAAAAGCACCUACACCGGGGCAAUUGAGGAGUCCCGUUUGUGGUUAAAUGGGACUCCUCAAUUGGUGGCAUUUGAUGGAAAACUUCACAGAUGGCCUUUUUUUUGAGCCGUCUUUGUUGUCGUCCAGCUUUUCCGUGCUUUUGUGAGCUCUUCUUCCCCCUUUUCAUGUCUGCAUGCUCUCUCCAGCUGAAAUCACGGCUCCGCUUUUCCAUUUUUCUGUCAUCGAUGGAAAAAAACCCAACAAAAGCCAACACAAAGACGCCGCUCUGAGAUGUGGGUAAUUAUCAGUGAGGCAGAUCUCUUUUCUUCCUCAGAGGGAACUCACGCGAGUCCACAUUUCCCUCCUGCUGGGCCUUCGCUGAAGAUGGUCGCCGCUGCUCCUCCCUCAGGAGGAAGACUCGGCCUUCUGCCCCGACCGAAGAGUCGUUGGGUUUCACCUGUGAGGUCUAAAAGUGCUCCCCGUCUGGGUAGAGGGGGCGUUUCAGAGCAGGGAAAGGUCAGAGCUGAGGCUUGAGCAGCGCUGACAUUCAGUAAUUAUAGAGCUGCAUGCGUUCACAGCUUGACUCAACAGACGUCACGCCAUUAAGAAGUACUUUCCCAUCACAGCGAAGCACUUAGUUUUAGCACAAAGUGUGUUUGGAUUCUGAUUUUAAGGCUUUGAAACAAGAAAGUGGUAACUUUUCUUGGACUUGUGCUCAGUUUUCCUAGAAAAGAUUUUUCAUUUAUCUGAUUUCUCUUUUGAAAACUGAGCCUCCUGCAUAUUUCCUCUCAUUUUCUUUUUAAUUCUUUUAUGGUUUGGGCUCUGCCGCUGAGGUGAGCAGCAGCUUUUACUUUCCUCUCACUUGGGCAGGUGCCCGUAUAGAAACGGUAAAAGCCUCUCCGCCUGGCUGGAUUUCAUCUCCGUGAAGCAACCCAGUCUGCUCACGUUUCGUCUUCAGAACCUCCCGACCUAAAUCUGGAGAUGACGAAGCUCUUUUCCAGUUUUUAUUUAUGAAUUGUGAAACACUGUGUGCUUGUGACAGCAGUCCUAGCAGAACCACCUGGGAUCGUGUCCUAGAACCCAAACAGAGAGUAGAGGUCUCUUGUUGUGAGACCUUGUCGGUUCUGUGAUUUGGAUCUCUAAAAUGAAUGUAUGGAUCGGUCCCAGCAGUCCGGUUCGGCAGGUGUGGACCGGUCCUGGCUGCGAUGAUGUCCAGUUUGUGCUGCUGAUGGCCCCCUUUUCAGGUCGUUCCACUGCUCCGCCCCCCACGCCGGCGCUUUUCCCCUCAGGACGCAAUGGGCAGACUGUGAUGGAGAGUCCAGUCGCACCUGUUAGGGACGGGUUCACACCUGGAUGGCAGACGAGGUCAAAUGAAGUCAAGACGCUGAUGUCAUGACCUCAUCCAUGCUGAACCUAACACUGCUGGUGGUUCCGAAGGAGGUUCUGUGGGACGCCUGGGUUCCAGAACCGUCAAUCCAAUGAACCUGCUGAAGCUCUUUCAUUUAUCGGCACAUUGCUGUGGUCUUUAUUUCUGCUCCUUUACUGGUGAAAUCAUCAACAGCAAACUCCUGUGAUGCUCUGCAGACACUUUUGAACCCAAACUGAACCUUUUCUGCAACGGAGGCUGAAGCUUUUCUUCCCCCGUUUUUGAGAACCAGCUCUGAAAAAAGGAAAGGAGAGUUCUUUUUGUAAACCUACUUUUAUAACAAAAUUCUUUCAUUUGAAAAACACAUCACUGUUACCCUCUGUUUGGAGUCAAAAGAACAUUUUUGGAUCCUGCUCCUUAGUUCCAAUUAUUAGCCACAGGUUGGGUUUUGGUAUCCAUAAAUGAGAAAAUUCCAAACUAAGAGCACAAAACAAACCCAGGACUCUUCAAAGUCUGAUCCUUCGACCGGAUCUCCUCGCUCCGAUGCAUUAAGUCCAGCCCGUCUUGUCUCCAAACCUGAACUUUGCUGUCCUCCUGUUGCACCAGCGGACUCCAGGGUCCCAGAGUUCAGAUUUUCCGGAUGGUUGCCGCCUGCCGCCGUUUGGAGUGUGAAGUGGCCCUGAGCGGCACAAAAUAUUGACCGGAGUGGACGCCUGCGCAGGGAAAGGCUGACGCUCUGUCAGCUCCCUGAAACGUCUCAAUCUGCUUUCCAAGCCUGGAGCUUCGCUGCAUUCGACUUUCCAUCGGCCUUACUUCAGCUGUUAACUGCUAGAACCAUGCAUAUUUAUAAUUGUGAUGAGUUUCUUGGAACGUCUCUAAGUUUCCCCGUUCAUGUAGAUGGUUUUGUCUGCAUUUGUGCGUAUUUGAAAAGGCUUCAGAAUAAGGUCACUGCGUUUUCUGCUUCCUUCUUUGUAUAACGGCAUUAUAUAUAUAUAUAUAAAUAUAUAUGAAUAUAUAUAUAGUGAGGAAGUAGAGUGCUCAUUUGUAUAAUUUAGCAGUUGCUGCUCUUUGUUUUGUAAAAAAUGGAAAGUAUUGUGAAUGACUUUUGAAUGGUUUUAAAAAUUGUUUCUUGCAAACCUCUAGACUUUUAAAAAUGUGAAAAACGACAUUAAAUGAAUUUUGUAUGUAUGAAGGCAGAACAAGAAUUCCUGCAGGCUGAAGAACACUACAUGUAAAACUUGACCAUAGAGGCUUACUGACCUUGUAAUUACUGAUGUAAAUUAAAAAAAAGUUCAGAGCAUUUUGUCUAUUAUUAAAAGUGAAAAUGCAGA